AGCAAAGCCUAUGGCAGUGUGAGGGAAACAGGACAAGGGAGGGAAGUUUUCAGAACAAGGAUAUCUGAAAAUAGAAAGGAAAAAACUAGUGGGAAAAGGAACACAAUUAAAGGUGAAAAAGAGCAAUCCGUGCAGAAGGAAGGACACUGUGCUUCCCUAAACUCCAGAUGAAUCUUCAACAUUAGGAUGAUGGGCACCAGAUUCAGCACGCUGAAGGUUCAGCAUUCAGUUGGAGUCAGAUAGAAGGGCGCUUUCAUAUCCUCCUACUUUAUCUGUAAUCUUCUAUGGCACACAACAUCUCCCAGGUGUAUCAAACAGUUAAUGGGCUCAGAGUUAGCUAUUUCUUCAGUAAAAAGGUUCAUUUGAGGCUAUUGGGAUAUAUCAGUGAAUGAACUAGACAAAGACCCCUGACCUGUGAAGUCACAUUUUAGCAGAAGGUAUAAGUGGAAAGCAAUGAACAUGGAAGGACUCUCAUUGUCUCUGGUUCUUCGGGUACAUAUGUGAUAUGACAAGUUGUUUCUGAAUAGCGCUAUGGACUAAAAAGGCAAGCAUGAAUGAGAACUCAAAUAUCACAUACAUGGAAGAAAGCUUCAUGCAACCCAAAACAUCAGAUGGUGAUAGUGGCAUAUUUCAGAGUUGUUGGAAGUAUCACACAGCAGGAUGUACUUUGUAAAUAGCAAAGUCUUACAUAUAUUGAACAAGCAAGCAGUCUCAGCAUCCGAGAGAGAAGGGGAGGAAGCGUUGGACAUGUGAGGACACAGAAAAAGGUUCACAAUGAACUACUUUAGAUACUGGGCUUCUGCACAAAAUUCUCCUUAAAGAAGAGUUCCCAAGCAUAUCAAAAUUUGAAAUCAAUUACCGACUAAAUACAAGGAAGAAUUAAAAGACCCAAUGUGAACAUGGGUGCAAAGAAGAACUCUUACCACAGAUAUCACGGAGCUGGAGGAGUUAAUGAAUACCUUGAAUGAUUGCAUCAAAUACAAAGGAUUGGGACAACUAGAUCAAGAUGAAAUUUGAUGGAAUUAGGCAGCGUGUAUUCCUUCCUUGGAAUGCGUCAGCUGAGUGCCAUAUGGAAAGAAUGAUAGACUUUUAGGCCAAAUGUAGAAUGAAAGGUCUGAUUGAAAAGCUGGAGAAGCAAAUGGAAAAACUGAUCCUAUAUGUAGGAAAAGACUUCAGAACACGAAAUAUAUUGUCUUCAGUGAAUAUAUUGAAGCAAGAUCUUGGGCCUGAUACUUUGAAGAGGAGAGGAGAGUUUCUGCUGCCACAGGUAAUGCACUUCAUAUUUUUCCUGGAAUGUGGUACACAGUUUCUCCUAGCAUGACCGUGAUCUGAUCAGCAGCUAGCAUAACUUGACUCCUGUGUCUGGUGCCACUGUGCUGGGGCCUGGUCACUGCCCACAACUACAGAGCUGCCAUGGUGACCACCUUUACUUCCACCCCCACAAAUUCACAGCCCCAGUUCACAGCCAUGAAUGAACCACAGUGCUUCUACAAUGAGUCCAUUGCCUUCUUUUAUAACCGGAGUGGAAAGUAUCUUGCCACAGAAUGGAACACAGUCAGCAAGCUGGUGAUGGGACUUGGAAUCACCGUUUGUAUCUUCAUAAUGUUGGCCAACCUACUGGUCAUGGUAGCAAUCUAUGUCAACCGCCGCUUCCAUUUUCCUAUUUAUUACUUAAUGGCUAAUCUGGCUGCUGCAGACUUCUUUGCUGGGUUGGCUUACUUCUACCUAAUGUUCAACACGGGACCCAAUACUCGGAGACUGACUGUCAGCACGUGGCUUCUCCGCCAGGGCCUGAUUGACACCAGCCUGACAGCGUCCGUGGCCAACUUACUGGCUAUCGCAAUUGAGAGGCACAUUACGGUUUUCCGCAUGCAGCUCCACACACGGAUGAGCAACCGGCGGGUAGUGGUGGUGAUUGUGGUCAUCUGGACUAUGGCCAUCGUUAUGGGCGCUAUACCCAGUGUGGGCUGGAACUGCAUCUGUGAUAUUGAAAAUUGUUCCAACAUGGCGCCCCUCUACAGUGACUCUUACUUAGUCUUCUGGGCCAUUUUCAACUUGGUGACCUUUGUCGUAAUGGUGGUUCUCUAUGCUCAUAUCUUUGGUUAUGUUCGCCAGAGGACUAUGAGAAUGUCUCGGCAUAGUUCUGGACCCCGGCGGAAUCGGGAUACCAUGAUGAGUCUUCUGAAGACUGUCGUCAUUGUGCUUGGUGCCUUUAUCAUCUGCUGGACUCCUGGAUUGGUCUUGUUACUUCUUGAUGUGUGCUGUCCACAAUGUGACGUCCUGGCCUAUGAGAAAUUUUUCCUUCUGCUUGCUGAGUUCAACUCCGCCAUGAACCCCAUCAUCUACUCCUACCGUGACAAGGAGAUGAGCGCCACCUUCAGACAGAUCCUCUGCUGCCAGCGCAGUGACAACACCAGUGGCCCCACAGAAGGCUCGGACCGCUCGGCUUCCUCCCUCAACCACACCAUCUUGGCCGGAGUUCACAGCAAUGACCACUCUGUGGUUUAGAAAGGAAACUAAGAUGAGCAGCCAGCCAUCAUCGAUUGAGGGAUGAACGGCCUCCCCCUACCCAAAUGCCAGGGCAAGGUGGGGUGUGAGAGAGAGAGGAAAAAUAAACUCACGUACUUAAACACUAACCAAUGGCAGUAUUUGUUCCUAGACCCCCACAAGACUUGAGAUACGUGGAAAAUUAGCUUACGUGACAACCCUCAUCCUGAUCCCCAUUCCUUUUGACAGUAGAAAGUGGAGAUCAUGCCAUGGAAUCCAUAAUAGACUCCAGGAUGUCCAUUUAGACUACACUAACUAGACUUCAAAAGAUUUUGUGUGGUUUGGUGCAAGUCAGAAUAAAUUCUGACUAAUUGAAUCCACAACUUCAUCUACAUACAGGCUUCCCUCUUUUUAUUUCUAAAGGAUACAUUUCAUUUCAUAAACAUGUUUAUGCCUAUCAGCAUGCUUGUGAUGGAUAAGACUGUAGGCUGUUGUUAAACUAUUGUAACUCCAUUUUUUUCCUUAUGUAGGAAAAUUGUGAAUUAGAAUUUUUAGAGAGCAUGCAUGUAAUGUAUGUAUGCAGUAUGCCUUACUUAAAAAGAUAAAAGGGUAUCGAUUUUAAAUCUUCUAGGAAAUAGAAGAACCUAGAUGUCAAAGCCAGUAUUUAGGUUGUGAAACAAUGUUCUAAUCAUAAUAUUACCUUCUUGUCAAAGUGUUAUAACACAUCUAAAACAGGGAAUGUAAGUUUAUUACCAAAAGAAUACGUAGUCUAAAAGAAGUCAUAGAAGAUGAAGCACAUAUUUAUAAUACCCAAGUGCAUUCUAAUUAUCAGUACAUCAGAAGAAUUUUUAAUAGCCUGUGUUUUUCUGUAUUAUAAAAUAAUACAUAGUCAUUGUAGAAAACUUGAAAAAUGCAGAACUGUGUGAAACAGAAAAAAUAAUUACUGGUAAUAUCGUGACCCAGAAGUAACCACCGUUAACCACCGUAACCACAGCUUUUCCCCCGUGUAUGCCUCUACGUAUAUCACAUGCCUUUUUAUAUAAUUGGGAUCAUACGUAAACGAUUUUAUAACCGAUUUUUUUUUUCCACUGCAGAGUUGCCACAUUUUCCUAUGGCGUUAAAAAUUUUACAAAAACAUAAUUUUAGUGGCUAUGUAAUAUUCCAUGUAAUGGAUGCAAUUCCGUUUAUUUAACCAUUCCCACAUUGUUGACUACUUAGGUCAUUUCUGAUUUAUGCUAUUAUAAAUAAUGUUGCAAAAUUUUGUGUACAUAAAACUUUGUCCAUAUAAUUGAUGAUUUACUUAGGACAUAUUCCCAUGAAGGAUUUUUUUUUUAAAUGUGAAAUGUCUUUUUAUGCUCUUACCUUUUAUAAAAAGGGAUUUCCUGCUUUGCACCACAUGGGUAGCAAUUGUGAGGAAAGCCAGUGAAGUUACCUUUUUACAAAGGAAAUGCAGUGGUCACUUUAGUUGAGAGUGACUUUUUCUCUAUAACAAGAUGGACUAGAAGCAGUCAAUUGUCACAAAUAACCAGGACCCCCUAAUUAACAUGUCUAGCAAUCCCAAAUUUUGUUUGAGGAACCGAUUUCCAGCUCUUGGUCGCCACGGCUGUAAUGUAGAAGUGAAGACAAUGCGAAUAAAUCAAACAUGCCAAGAGAAUAAAGGAUCUUCGUAUUAAGUAGCUUGGGACCCUCGUGUAGCAAAUGGGUUGAGUGUGUCAGUAUGUGACUGGAUACUGUGUAUUCUCUGGGAAUCACCUCUAAUAGAUUCCCACCAUAAUGGGUGAUACCUGUUUAAUGAAUUAUCCAGAUGAACUAAAAUUGCACCAGUUUGUUAUAAGUAACCAGUAAAGUCACAGUCAUGAAGCAGGUAUGGGAAAGUUGGGAGUACGUUUAAGAGAAAGAUGUCCAGAAGAAUCAUUGUCUAGGAAGGAAGAGGUCAGCAUUUGAGCAGAGGGCAGACUUGUAAGGUGCCCACGGUGGAAAGAACAUGGGGAACCAGUUAGCAGAAACAUGUUUGCACAUGCUUUAUCCAAAGUACAGAGCAUUUUAUGUUGGAAGUGAAAGAAAUGAACUUGGACUUUCAUGUGCAUAUAUUCUGGACUAUUUGAAUUAAAAACAUACUAAUUGGAUCUUAAUAAAUUCAUUUUCAAUCAGUGUUUGGCAA
This is a messenger RNA of Neofelis nebulosa (Clouded leopard), 4648 nucleotides long. RefSeq names its product lysophosphatidic acid receptor 1 (gene LPAR1). Lineage: Eukaryota; Metazoa; Chordata; Mammalia; Carnivora; Felidae. Gene Ontology annotation, molecular function: lysophosphatidic acid receptor activity. Bases 1414 to 2508 code for a protein of 364 amino acids. Gene Ontology annotation, cellular component: membrane. The record is from RefSeq and is a predicted model, not a curated record. The transcript has 14 exons. Gene Ontology annotation, biological process: phospholipase C-activating G protein-coupled receptor signaling pathway; neurogenesis.